Messenger RNA from Sorghum bicolor (sorghum), 1394 nucleotides. RefSeq names its product mitogen-activated protein kinase kinase 9. The coding region runs from base 205 to 1185 and encodes 326 amino acids. NCBI's taxonomy places the organism in Eukaryota, Viridiplantae, Streptophyta, Magnoliopsida, Poales, Poaceae. The transcript has a single exon. The record is from RefSeq and is a predicted model, not a curated record. Gene Ontology annotation, cellular component: cytoplasm. Gene Ontology annotation, biological process: protein phosphorylation. Gene Ontology annotation, molecular function: protein serine/threonine kinase activity; ATP binding.
UUCCAAGUAAAAAAUCUUGGGAGUAAAAAAUGGGAAGAAAUCAAAUCGGAAAAUCACCGGUCCUUGCCUGUCACUCUCUAGGCACAAUCAGCACAAAUGCUAAAUUAAUCGGAAAUUGUAGUAUAUAAGCAGACCAAAGCUGUAGCAAAAAUCCUCCCUUUCCCAGUUUCCCAUCUCUAGCUAUUCCUCCUGGUUAACGUGCAAAUGGCUCUGACGGCCAGAGAGAGGAGGCUUCCGCAGCUGCACAUCUCGCUCGACGUCCCCUCGUGCGCCUUCCGGCACCCCAACCCGCCGGCGGCGGCCUCGACGUCCGCGUCGCGAGCCAGCGGCGAGUUCCGGCUCUCGGACUUCGACAGGCUCGACAUGCUGGGGCGCGGGAACGGGGGCACGGUGUACAAGGUCGCGCACCGCCGGACGUCGGCGCUGUACGCGCUCAAGGUGCUGCACCGCGGCGACCCAGGGGCCGCGUCGGAGGUGGACGCCCUGCGGCGCGCCGACAGCUCGCCGCACGUCGUGCGGUGUCACUCCGUGCUCCCCGCGGCGUCCCCAGGCGACGUCGCGCUCCUGCUCGAGCUCGUCGACGGCGGCUCGCUGGACGCCGUCGCGGCCCGGCGCGGGGCGUUCUCGGAGGCCGCGCUCGCCGAGGUCGCCGCGCAGGCGCUGGCCGGCCUCGCGCACCUCCAAGCGCGCCGCGUCGUCCACCGCGACGUCAAGCCCGCGAACCUCCUCGUCAGCGCCGCCGGUGAGGUCAAGAUCACCGACUUCGGCAUCGCCAAGGUCCUCUCGCGCGCCGGCGACCACUGCACCGCCUACGAGGGCACCGCCGCGUACAUGAGCCCCGAGCGGUUCGACACGGAGCGACACGGACACGCCGACCCCUGCGCCGCCGACGUGUGGAGCCUGGGCGUCACCGUUCUGGAGCUCUUCAUGGGCCGGUACCCGCUACUCCCCGCGGGGCAGAAGCCCAACUGGGCGGCGCUCAUGUGCGCCAUCUGCUUCGGCGAGCUGCCGUCGCUGCCGGACGGCGCGGCGUCGCCGGAGCUCCGUGCGUUCGUCGCCGCUUGCCUGCAGAAGGACUACACCAAGCGGGCUUCUGUGGCGCAGCUUCUCGCGCACCCGUUCGUCGCCAGAAGAGACGUCGCGGCCUCCAAGGACGCGCUCCGGCGACUGGUGGCCGGAGCCUGAACUGGCAGCGCUGCUUAGGCAUUAGAUUGAUCACAAAGGCGUAGGAUUGUACAUUUGUACAGAUGUGCAUAGCUCUUUGUUACACAGUUUAGUAAUCCAAUCUACUAGGGACUAACAUGAAACAAUAGGAAGAUUAAAAAAAAAACGAGGACAAGAUUCUUCAACAAAGACAGUGCAUAAAUAAAGGGACCGAUUAAGGAUUGCUUUAA